AUGUGGGAUGCAGCUGAAAACCUUUGUGCAUCCUCAGCACUUCCUAGUGUUUGGAAGAAAUUACAACUUCAGAAUAAUUCUUUUGCCUCAGUUUGCUCUUACCAACUUGUCAAAAGGAAAUGGAACACUUCCUUUUCAUUUAUUGCAAAACUUAGAGUAUCUCUUUCUCUGGCAGGAAUCGACUUUAAGAUCAGAACAAUAGAAUUAGAUGGAAAGAAAAUCAAGCUACAGAUAUGGGAUACAGCAGGCCAGGAGAGAUUCCGCACAAUCACAACAGCUUACUACAGAGGAGCUAUGGGAAUUAUGCUGGUGUAUGACAUCACAAAUGAGAAGUCUUUUGACAACAUAAAAAACUGGAUAAGAAACAUAGAGGAGCAUGCCUCUUCAGAUGUAGAAAGAAUGAUUCUGGGUAACAAAUGCGAUAUGAAUGAAAAAAGACAAGUCUCAAAAGAAAAGGGGGAGAAGUUAGCAAUUGAUUAUGGAAUCAAAUUUUUGGAGACAAGUGCAAAAUCCAGCAUAAAUGUGGAAGAGGCAUUUUUCACACUUGCACGGGACAUUAUGACAAAGCUCAACAGAAAAAUGAAUGACAACAGUUCAUCAGGGGCAGGUGGGCCAGUAAAAAUAACAGAAAAUCGAUCUAAGAAGAGCAGCUUCUUUCGAUGCACGCUACUUUGAUGAACUUCUAAUGAUAGACUGCAGCACACUUAGAACCUUUUCUGCUUCUUUGAAAGCACAGGGUCACAAAGCCUCAGAAAUAAUACCACCAAGCUGCUGCUGAGAGCUCCAUUGAACGUAGACUGCGAUACACAAAGUACCAAGUGGAUUUUGCUUACUAAGCCUAUUGACCUGUCAGGCUCUUCUUUCUCAGAUAUGGAAGCUAUGAAGUGGAGACACAAAUGCAAGAGUUAACUUGUUUUCCUUUUUUACUUUCUGUUUUAUUGCCUGUUGCAAAAGCUGCUAUGUUUCUUUUAACUUUGCACAUCCAUAUUGGCCUCUUACUGCCUGUUACAGCACAAUCUUACAUUUGUAUUUGCACAGUUUGACUUGUAAGAUUCUUAACAGAUUUGUGCAGGUUUUUCUUUCUCUUUUUAAACACAUUUAUUUUCAAGCAGAAGAGCCAGGGGAAAAAUUAAGUCUCAGUUCCAUUAUUUUCUAUGCUGUAUACUUGUGGCCAUGACUGCAGUAUGGAUGUUGACACUCUAGUGAUAAGAAUUACUGUAACAAUUGCCAUUUAACAAUUUGUAUGGAUUUUGUCUCUUAGAUGCACAAAUCUGUUAAUGCAGAAGCUAUGGCUUCUAUUCUGAAUGUAGUAUGUUGCUUUUCUUUCUUUACCAGACUUAGCAAAGUUGUGCUCCGAAUUGCCAGUCACUGUCUUGAUUCACAGAUGCACUUUUCAGUUAUUUGAAUAAACACAGUGUCUUUCCUCACUUAACUUCCAUUUGUUAGCUCAAACUGUCUGCACCUUUUUUUGUUUCUGAUGAGGAAGUACACUCUGGAGUUGAAAUCAUCGUCACAAAUAGGCCUCAUCACUAUCACUUUAAGUGGCUUGUGGAAGCUGAGUGCAUGGGUUUUGAGUAACCUCAUUGUGGAUUAUUCAUUUGUUCAGAAAUGACUGCUUCUAAAGGUGACUUCCAUUUCUACUGUAAUGCUAAGGAUAGUUCAGUUUGUUAGUGUCUGUAGGCUUUGACCCUUGACAAUGCAGGCAUCCAAAAACUGGCUUCCUGUGCAGUUGCUAAAGUUUAUCAAGUUCUGGCUCUAAGGAAAUGGUCACAUUAGGGCUAUAAUGUACUACUAGUUAUGCAGUUAAUGAUGAAUGUGUGAAGCCCUCUUUGGUCUGCUUGAGCAGUUAUUUUUUUUCAUCAAAAACUGGUACAGUGACCUAGACUGUUAGAAGCAGAGUUGAAAUGUAGUUGCCUUUUUUACUCAACUGAGCAUUGUAUAACCUAGUCUUUGUUCUACUACUUUUUUAUUGUCUUCUGAAAACUUUCCUCGAUGAGCAAUUAAAACAGGUGCUUUAGUUCUGUUGAUGUGCCAAACUUGGACCAUUGUAAGCUUUAACUACAAGUUUGUGCCCAGCAUGUUUGUUAUUAGGGGAUAGGUGCAUUCUGUCAUUGCCACAGUUAAUGUCUGACGUGCUUGUUUUUGCUUCACUACAUUGUCUGGGGCUGUAAACAGUGAGUUGGUUGUUACCACAGGUAACUGCUUCAUUUUGUGGUGUCAGGUACUGAAUUUGUCAUCUCUAGGUCUGUUGUAAAUGUUUUGAAAGUGAACGGGCCAAUAGCGUUAGAUGUAAAAACUUUUGAUUGUAAAAGGUUUAACAGUAGUAGCUGGUUCCAUAAAGUUUGAAGUGGUUAUCAACCUGUCCCCACAUGUAGUUCAAUAGAAAUAGUUACUGUAACUAGAUGGUGAAUCUCAUAAACCGAUGUUGCUGCACUAAAACAGAAAAAUCUUCAUGGCAACAAGGUUUAGUGAAAAAAAAAAGCAACCCUAACUGCUCUGUUGUCUACCCUUGAUUUUUUUCUCGGGCAGCCUAAAGCAGUUAUGUUUUCUGUAUGGGGAAAAAAAGUGCUUCUAUACAGAAAGUGUUGUGACACCAAUUAUGAAUGUUGUUUAUUUUCAGUAAUUUACCUCUGACUAUUUGGUGUCGUAAUACUUUGAUUUUUAUCUCAGGGGUUGUCUGCAAACCAAAACUGACAUGUUCUGUGUUUGGCACCGUUUACAGAAUGCUUUGUAUUGUUUUUCCUGUCUUCGCUGUGUGGUUAAAUGUUCAUUCGAUAUUAGUCUCCAUGAACUUCCCUUUGAAAGAGCCUGUAAGUAAGUAGUAGAGUCUAUGAAGUGCUUCUUGAAGCAGCAGCAAGUUGGGGUAUCUGCUCUGUAGGGGGGUGGGGGGAGGGGGAGAGAAAAAAAAACUUGCUAUUUUCUUACAUUUAGCUGUGCUAAACUGUACAUAAAUGUGAGGUAAGACCAUAGGAAAUUCACUUUAUGCAUGAUAAAAUAAUGCAGUAAAUAUUUCACCUUGCUUAAUGUUCAUGUAAAGUUCAUGUUUUUCUAUUUGUAGAAGAAUUUAAUGCAAUUUUGUUGUCCCCUGCUGAAACUGAAGAAUUCUAAUUUCAUGUGGUCUUAUGGAUAAGGUAAAAUGCAGAUUUCUCUCUCUUCCUUUGUUGUUUUGCCCCCACCCCUCUUCUCCAGCAGUAUUAAAUGGCUGAGUGGCUGCACUUUAUUGGUGUGCUAACUUUUGGUCAGUAUAGACCUCUUUCUGUGUACAGUCUGCCUUGUCAGACAUUGAAAAAUGUGCUGUAUCUUAGCGUGCAAAUUGGCUGUAUGUUUUACUGGGAAUUUUUUUAGCUAUAUUUUCCUUUAGACAAGCGGGUGAUGAUAAAUGGUAUGUUCUGCCUAUGCAUCAGAUGCUGGGUACUACAGGCUUUUCUAAUAUCACUAUGAUUGCUUUGUGCAGUCUCUGUUGCUACUUCGCUGAAGAUGAUAUAAUCUAAAUUUUGAAGGACUCUUAACUAUACCUCAACUAGUUAGUGUUCUAGUGUCCAUUAGAAUGAAAGUCAUGUAAUUAUUAUUCUUUAAGCAGCAAAUAUAUUUCUGUUUUGUUCCAGAAAUUGCCAUUAACCUUUCAGGAAAGGCAGACAUUUUUUGGUGCAUUUCGAUAAAACAAGAAUGCUGUUUAUGCUAUUGAGUUUUAGGAAAUCUUUUUCUCAGCCCCAUGUCUGUGCACUGUAUCUUGAUGAAUUUUUUUUCUAAAUGGUUUAAAAAAAAAAAAAGCUAAACAAAAAACAAACUGGUCUCAGUGCUUUGCAAUUUUAGCUUUUAGUUUGUGCUCAGCAAAACACGCACAAGAAUAUUUUGUUGAGUGUGUAUAGAAUAUUUGGUUUACUUACUGUCUGGAAGUUCUAUUAUUGCUAAAGCUUAAAACCACUCAUGAAACUUAACGCAGCUCACUUUUCUAUUUGGGGGACAGUCUCAAAAAUGCUAAUUGACUUUUCAGACCUGUAGUUCUUUUUACAGAAAGUAUUUCCCAUUGUAAGUACCGUUCCCAUACUAGUCUGCUGAAGUCAAGUGAAUUAAGUGGAUCAUUUUCACAAGUGAAUAACGGAGUCUUGAAUAUACAUAUCACAUUAAAAUAUUGUGAAUGGGUAAUGAUUUGAAAGUACAUGAGUAAUAAUGUAAAACACGUAAGUGUGGUGUUUGUGAAAAUGCAUCUGUUACUUUGUUAUCUAUUAAUGUAACUGAAAUUUUGCUAUGUUAAACUUCAUACGGAUUGGUCUGUAGGUGAUAAUAGGCCUCUCCUCCAUUCACUGCACUGCGUAUGCCAUUCUCAUUAAAUAAAACUUGUAUUUGUUUCUCCCACAAAAGCAGGAUUUCCAUUAAUUUUUCUUGUUUCUGGUGAAUCUAAGUGUUUUAGUGCAUUCCUAUGGCCUUACGAACAUUUUUGCAAAUAAAACUUCAAUUACAAUUAUUUUAAUGCUGUGUAGCUACUAAAUUCAGAAUAAAAAGUAUAGUCCUUGAGAAAAUGCUUAAUUUUGAAAUAGAAGUGUUCUACUGUGUGUGUUUAAGCACAUUUUAUCUCUGGUAUAAAGGUGUAAUGUGAAAAGCUCCUGCAGAUAAAAGUGAACUUGUCAUGUGGUUAACUUGUAAACCUAACCAUUACUUGUGUAUUGAUGUGUUUAGACAAAAAACCCAAACCCUACCCCUAAAAAAACCUUCACGCUCCAAUGAUUUUAUUAUUCCAUGUGAACUUUUUUACAACGUGUGUCUCAAAUAAAAGUUACAUAAUGAAAAGUAUCUGGAGUAUUUUGUAUGAAAUAUUCCACGGAGUUGUUACACAGUUGGCAUUUCCACUCUAUUUUAUACAUCUGUUGUGGAACUCCAGCUGAGUUGCAUCUGUAAAGCUUUGCUUAACUUCAGUGGCAAACCACAAGCGUUUUUGUAUGGCUUUGCUUGUUCCUAAACUUGACUGUUCUUUGAAAUAUCCUUUAUUCCUGUAGUGAUUGCUUAAAUCUAAGUAUAUUAUUUCAGUGACCUUCAGCUUCAUAAGGAACCAUUUUUCCAGACAUUUAGCAUUAUGAAACAUCCUACCAAAGUAACUUCUGAGCAAUGCCAGUAAAGAUAACGAGACACACUCUUCAAUUUGAUUAAGAAUUAUCUGCUCACUUAAGCGGUUAACAGAUUCUUUUUUCUUGUUGUUUUAAAUCAGCAUUACGUGAAAGGUAUGACUCUUAGGUAACCUGAGGCACAAAUAUAAUGAAUUAAUACAGCAAGUAUUGUUUGUCCAGCUUCCUUCAACACUGAAUAUUGAUAAAUUAUUGUGGUUUGACAGUUACUCACGGUUGAUAUGAAAAUUAGCAAACUUAAGGAAAGAAUGUUUUUUGUCUACCCAAACAAAAGUAGAUUAACGGUUAAGACACCCAAGUGGGCACCCUUAGGAAUAAAUGGGAAACAUGGAUGACAAGUAGCUUCUGAAGUUUGUGCUUUUGACAUGUUUUACAUAAACUGUAUUUAGCAGAAAGGAUGUAUUGUCUCUUUACCUUAAGCAACAGAAAGCUAGAGUUACAUUCUUGUUAUGCCUUGUUAUUUGUUGGUUUUGUUUUGUUUUGUGGUUUUUUUUCAGACUGCUUCUGGUAGACAAGUUUGCUGCUUUAGGGCCAGCUGUUAAAACAUUAUUUGCAGAUCCUCUUGAUCUGAACUGGUUCUGGAUGCUCAGCAGUCCUAAAAUCGCUUCUGCAAGUCCUUCAGUUCUCACAGAAGUUAGUGGCAUGCAUCUGCAUCCCAAUAACAUUGUAAAUAUGUUUGCAUUUUCCAUUUGUUAAAAGGAAAUAGCAGGCAUACUUACACUGCUUUAAAAUGGUGAUUUAUUACGGUUCUUGGAUCUAUUUUUGGUUGCAGGCUAACAAUUACUAUACAAAUAGUGCACACUUGUAGACCAGAGGCAAGUUGUUGGUACACGUGUAGAAUGUAUCCAGCUUUUAUCAUCUGGUAAAUUGCCUUUUUCCUAAAUGAUUCUUUUUCCAACUUGGUUGACUAGCGGCUCUUUAGAAUUCUUGAGCUAUACCAAAGUCAUCAAUAUAAUGCAAGAUUUCAAAAUAAUUUUUCUUUAGAAAGAUUCUAAUCUUCAAGAGAUACAUAAAUGAAGCUUUUAUGUUGCAUAAUGUUACUCUUGCCAUCUAGAGGUUUAAAGAAAGGGCAUGGAAUGGAAUGCGAAACAUAGUGAGGAGAAUUUUUACUGCUCUAGGAUGUUUUGUACUUGCUUCAAAAUUUUUUUUACCGACUUCAGCAGAGCAUGUCGGCACUAAAGUUUCUGUUGUGAACAAAUGUUACAUAAAUUCUCCUGAGCACAUAUUCAGUACAUAUUGUUCCUUCAGUUUGCGAAAUAAAGUUGUAACUUGUGAGCAGGAUACAAACAUUUUCCUCAUCUGAGGAAUUAAGGUUGAAUGAAUUGUGGAAAGUGUGUGUAACUUGAACCCUACUACUGAAUACAUUGUACUGACUUCAAAGUGAACAAGAAUUCUGCAAACAUUCACUAAGUGUUGAGAAUUUCACCCCAUUUCUUCUUAAAUUCCUUCCUUGAGUAGAUGAUCGAGAUGACUUACUGCAGCUGUGUCGUCUUCUGCUUAUGCCACCACUCCAAAGCAGUGUCUGUGGCACACAGCUACAGCUGGUAUCCCAAGGCCUUGUGUUAGGCAGUGGUCUCUUAAAUUGAUGGACUUGUUUCAAAAUGGUUUUUGAUUUCUCAGGGAAACGUUACCAUUGUGCUCACUAACCUUUCUGACUUGGUUUAACAACUUUGUGGAACAGCAGAAAGGGAUGAUGUUACUGUGAUGUUACUUACCUUGGGACAGAAAAUGGCAGGCUCCAGAGCUGCUGGGCUGGCACCUUUCUCAACUGCUUACGUUCACAGUUUGUGAUACUUGUGGCACUAUUUCAUCCACAUAUGUACUUUUGUUGGGCUACUGGCAAUGUGCUCAGCUCUAAAGAAAAGUGCAGUCUUAAUUAACUACAACUGAAGUACAAAUUAUGUCAAUAAUGCUUUUUUUUAAAAAAAAUAUUGAAUGUUUAAUUUAUUUUCAAGGCUGUUUGCAAAUCCUUAGUGUUACUUUACUUUUACUUUCUCUUCUUUUUUUUUUCCCCAGGCAACAUAGCAACUAACUAGCUCUGGUACGUAUUCUAGAUUAAGGACAGAAUUUUUCCAAGAAGCCUGAGCAAGUUCUGUCCAUGGCUAGCGCAGCCGAAUACCGCUUCUGAGUUUCCUCACCCCAAAUGCUAUGACUUUGUAAAACUCACGUUUAUGCUGUGAACCAAUAAAAUAGAGG
Molecule: messenger RNA, 7316 nt
Organism: Egretta garzetta (little egret)
Lineage: Eukaryota; Metazoa; Chordata; Aves; Pelecaniformes; Ardeidae
Gene: RAB8B
Product: RAB8B, member RAS oncogene family
Exons: 7
Coding region: 1-675 (224 amino acids)
Biological process (GO): regulation of exocytosis; Golgi vesicle fusion to target membrane; cellular response to insulin stimulus
Cellular component (GO): trans-Golgi network transport vesicle; plasma membrane; endosome
Molecular function (GO): GTPase activity; GTP binding
Source: RefSeq, a predicted model, not a curated record